AUGGAUAGCAUCGCGGCGAGUGCGCUGAUCGAGCACUUUGGGUUGGAAGUCUUCACUCGUGCCGAGGCUGCCAUGAGCGCAAACAAGGUUACGAAGCAAACCGCAGAUACAUUCCAGGCAGCGGCUGUAUUCCUCGAACUAUAUCAAAUCUGGGGCGCUCUCGAUCUACAAAUUUCGGGCAGGAUCAAGUUCGCCAAGUAUCAUGCAGUCCGAAUUGCGAAGGCGAUAAAGAACGGCGAAGAUCCCAAUGCGUCGAAUCCUGUGCCAAAAGAUGAAGAGCAAAAAUCCAUCACUGCUCAGGAGGUUCAAGCAUUCGAUGAGUCGCUAGCGGAACAGGCCUAUCGACCCACACAGCCGCCAACCGAGGGACUACCGGAAGAACCCGACCAUCUCAGACGACCGCUAGCUCAGCAAUCAUCUCACGACGAGCCGCUUCACUCAUUCCGAGCUUCAUCACUUCAGUGGCCGCUUACAUCCUCGACGUCUGGGAUCCCUUAUAUUGCCCGCAAUGCCCCUGGUUCUCCUGGGCGAACAAUGGACAUCGACCAGCCGCAACCAGGCGGCUUGGAGCUUCCCUCAACUCCGGGAACAAUUGGCGGAUCGUCAUUGGUGCCGAAUCUACCAGAUAUCCCUGGAACCUCGACCUUUGGCGAAGCCGAUGCCUCGAACCAUUUAAAUACCUUCCACUCCUUCCCUCCACCAACCGCUAACUCGCCAGUCACCGCGCCGGACCCACCUUUCUUCUAUGGCCCAUCGAGUGCUAGCGCCCAUAUUCCGCACCCCGCAGCUCUACCGUCCAGAACGCCUCCCGUUAUGCGCACCCAUGGCUUCUGUGCCUACCAUAAAACCACGCCAACCGCCACCCUUGCUCGAGGACCAGUCUAUCUCCCUAGCACAGAAACAUGUCCACUGGGCGCUCUCUGUGUUGGAGUUCGAGGACUUCUUCACGGCAGUGAAAGAGUUGAAGAACUCUCUGAGAUACCUCGGUGCAGGGUGAUCAUAUUUCUCUUCUACCAAUGCUCCAAUUCUUUGUUCUUGCACGAAUAUAACUGCCUCAUAUUGAUUUCGAUGGCGUUGAUAUUGCCAUUUGUCCUCAUCCUUAUAGUCGGAUUGUUGACUCUCCCUGUCCGGAAUUCUAUCUCCCCUUUUCCGUCGAAGUGUCUCUUACACGUUUUAGUUGCUUUAGAGUUUAAGCGCAGAGCAGCCUCUUAG
Penicillium olsonii is the source of this 1212-nucleotide messenger RNA. NCBI's taxonomy places the organism in Eukaryota, Fungi, Ascomycota, Eurotiomycetes, Eurotiales, Aspergillaceae. The record is from the annotation of a GenBank genome assembly.